This is a messenger RNA of Synchiropus splendidus (mandarinfish), 724 nucleotides long. RefSeq lists its product as uncharacterized. The transcript has 3 exons. Gene Ontology annotation, biological process: intracellular iron ion homeostasis. Gene Ontology annotation, cellular component: nucleus; cytosol. Gene Ontology annotation, molecular function: 2 iron, 2 sulfur cluster binding. Lineage: Eukaryota; Metazoa; Chordata; Actinopteri; Syngnathiformes; Callionymidae. The record is from RefSeq and is a predicted model, not a curated record. The coding region runs from base 239 to 499 and encodes 86 amino acids.
UGAUGUAAUUCAUGGAAUGUCAUAUUGCACGGUGAUUGGAACUGAUUAUUCGAAUACUAGUUAAUGUACAAAAAAAGCAAAAAUGAUUCCGUGAAAUGCUAUCCCUGCUCGAUGUAUUGUAACAAUCUGUCAUGCGAAACAGGAACUUCCGGGGUGUGUCUACCGAGACGCCGACUUCAACCGUACGGCACAUGAGUAGAUUUCUGUGUUGGGCGGCUUGAACUCGUCUUCUAGAAAAAUGUCUUUAACUUCAGAUCACAUCCGAGAGAAACUCACUAAGGAGCUGGAGGCAGUGCACGUGGAGGCGGAGGAUACUUCACCUGGUAAAUGUGAUACCAGUUUCAAGGUCCUGGUGGUUUCCUCUAAGUUUGAAGGGAAACCUUUAUUGCAGAGGCACAGGAUGGUGAACACAAUCUUGGCCGAAGAGCUGAAACAGAUCCAUGCCUUUGAGCAGAAGACGCUGACCCCAGAGCAGUGGGAGAAACAGAAAUCAAACUGAUGACGGAGAUACAGUCAGCAUCUCGACCAACUGGGUGUAAAUUGUCAACUUGAAUUUAACCAUAGAGCGAUGGCAGGAGAAAAACUGGCAGCUGUCAGCUACAUUGACAUGUCAAAUUAACAAACUAUAGUUAGAUAUUAUAGAUAUUAUAGUUAGAUAGAUAUUUACCGCUUUUUAAUUUUAUUUUUUAUUUAAAAGGAUCAUGCUGUGUUCACAAUAAACAUG